Molecule: messenger RNA, 873 nt
Organism: Pestalotiopsis fici W106-1
Lineage: Eukaryota; Fungi; Ascomycota; Sordariomycetes; Amphisphaeriales; Sporocadaceae
Exons: 1
Coding region: 1-873 (290 amino acids)
Molecular function (GO): oxidoreductase activity
Source: RefSeq, a predicted model, not a curated record
AUGUCCACUGCCCACCAAGAACUGUUGCAGCCGCCGCCGUCUUUUGCGAAUGGACAAGACAAGAAACAUCAUGUGGCGACGACAUUGAAUUACUGGGAUGACCCAGGCGACGGCUCGCGUCCGACACCCAUCGUUAUCGGCAAGGGGCGCAUCACCAACGAGAGACCGCACCAAACGCACGAUUUUGUGAUAACAGAUGUCAGUGGCGAGGAGGACCAGUACACGCUCGACCGCCACGGGUUUCGGUACCAUAGCCACGAGAGCGUCGAGAAGGAGUUUCUCGAUGACCAAAAGAUCCUUGAAGUCUACUACCCCGAGUGUAUCCGACUUUUACGAGAGGUCACUGGGGCUCACCGCGUCCACGUUUUUAAUCACAAAGUGAGACGCGGGCCAACACAUUGGCAUCAUCUCGGAUUAAAGAAUCUGGCCAACCGCGGCCCCGUCACCAAGACGCACGUCGACCAGUCCUACGAGGGAGCUGAGCUGCGACUCAGAUGGGAACUCCCAGAUGAGGCCGACGAACUAGUACAUAAGCGAUACCAAAUCAUCAAUAUAUGGCGCCCCAUCAAGACGAUCCGCAAGGAUCCCGUGGCCGUUGCCGACUCGCAGUCGGUGCCUGAUGAAGAUCUCGUGGCUGCCGAAAUGACGGAAGACGGCUACAGAGGGGAGCAGUGGGUCGUCAGACAUAAUCCGGCCCAUCAAUGGUAUUUCAAACACCAGCUCCGGCCCGAAGAAGUGCUCUUGAUCAAGUGCUUCGACUCGAACAAGCAAGUGGCGCGAAGGGCCUUGCAUUCAGCAUUCGAGGAUCCCGCUUACAAGGAUGAGGAGUCUAGACAGAGUAUCGAAGUCCGGUGCAUAGUCUUGUAUGAUUAA